Molecule: messenger RNA, 2313 nt
Organism: Eucalyptus grandis
Lineage: Eukaryota; Viridiplantae; Streptophyta; Magnoliopsida; Myrtales; Myrtaceae
Product: pentatricopeptide repeat-containing protein At4g18520, chloroplastic
Exons: 1
Coding region: 232-2142 (636 amino acids)
Biological process (GO): RNA modification
Molecular function (GO): RNA binding; protein binding
Source: RefSeq, a predicted model, not a curated record
UUUUGCCGUUGACAGCAUCAGAAAAGAACAGAGAGUUUCUUUACAUUCCUACGAUGCCAAUUUCUUUGAAAAAUUGGACCUCUUUCCCAUAAAAAAAUAUACCUAAGAACUGCUUCAAUCCACCGUUCGUAGUUUGUCCGGACGCGGGAAAAUGGACACUAGCCAGCAUCAUAUCCAAAGCUCAGCCUGAAACUUAAGCUUAACUUCCUUUCGGACCGACCGACAGAUGACAUGAGCGACCUUCUCAGACCGAUUCUUCGGGAAGGAACUCCAUUCCAUUUCCGGCAGAUGCUCUCCUCCUACACCUUCCUCUCGCCAAGCCUCGCUCCACUCGACACGCCCGUCUCCCUCCUCCGCCGGACGCCUCAAACCCCAAGGCGCCGCCUUUCCUCGAAAGCAAGAACCGGCGGCGGCGGAAGAUUCCGCUCUUCGUGCUCCAAGUACCUGUCUUCGGCGUCGGAAUGUUGCUUUUCCAGCAGUGUCCCGUGCUCCCGAGAAAACCCAGAUGGCGAUUCGCGCGGUGGCCCCUCUGGCGCUCAAUGCAUGAACGAUGGUCUUCUCGCUUCUUGGCUGCAGUCGUGUUCUAGCGUCAGAGACGUUCAAAAGGUUCAAGCUUUGGUUUUGAAGUGUUCAGGAGCCGGUGCUGCUUACGUUAAUAAUAAUCUGAUGUCUGCGUACUUGAGAUAUGCGAGAUUGGACGAGGUCAGGAAGGUGUUUGACGAAAUGCCUGAGAGGAAUGUGGUCAGUUGGACUACCGUGAUUAACGCGUGCGUUCGGUUUGGCUUGGACAGCGAGGCUCUGAGGUUGUUUCUUGAUGCUCUCGGGGUUGGGGUCCGAGCAAACUGCAAGACGUACGUGUGUGUCCUGAAUUUGUGUAGCAGGGGGUUAGAUUUGCAGCUCGGGAAACAGGUUCAUGCCUGCAUAAUCAAGAAUGAGCAGAGAAACUUGAUCGUCGAGAGUGCUAUAGUUCAUUUCUAUGCGCAGUGCGGGAUGCUUGAUAGCGCAUUCUGUGCAUUUGACCGGAUGGAUGAGCAUGAUGUGGUGUCUUGGACAACAAUAAUCACUGCUUGUUCCCAACUAGGACAUGAAAAAGAGGCCUUUUCAAUGUUUGGGCAAAUGUUAAGGGAUGAAUUAUUGCCUAAUGAGCAUACUGUGUGUAGCAUUUUGAAUGUCUGCGGCGAGGAGAAGGCAUUGAAAUUUGGGAGACAGUUACACUGCAUCACAUUUAAAAAGAUGAUCAAGAAUGAUAUUUUUGUGUGGACAUCUUUAGUGGAUAUGUAUGCAAAAUGUGGGGAGAUAGUAGAUUCAAGAAAAGUAUUUGAUGGAAUGAAGCAUAGAAACACAGUGACAUGGACAACCAUGAUAGCUGGAUAUGCUCGGAAUUGGCUCGGUGAGGAGGCCAUAAACCUUUUCAGGGAGAUGAAGAGAAGGAAUAUAUUUGCUAAUAACCUCACCAUUGUAAGUAUUCUCCUAGCUUGUGGUUCAAUCAAGAAGUUAGAGUUGGGAAGGGAAGUUCAUGCACAGAUUCUCAAGAAAUCUGUUCAAACUAAUGUCCACAUUGGAAGCACCCUUGUAUGGUUGUACUGUAAAUACGGAAAGUAUUCAACUGCCUCCAAUGUCCUCCGCCAGAUGCCGUUCAGAGAUGUUGUCUCUUGGACGGCGUUAAUAUCUGGCUGCGCACAUCUCGGGCUGGGAGCAGAAGCACUUGAGCGCUUGAAAGAUAUGUUGGAUGAAGGUGUGGAGCCCAAUGCGUUCACGUAUUCUUCAGCACUAAAGGCAUGUGCUAAGCUAGAAAAUCUUUUACAAGGAAAGUUACUUCACUCCUCCGCAAACAAGACUCCCGCCUUGUCUAAUGUGUUUGUUGGGAGUGCAUUAAUUCAUAUGUAUGCAAAAUGUGGAUACCUAGCAGAGGCAUCUCAAGUUUUUGACAGCAUGCCGCAGCGUAAUUUGGUAACAUGGAAGGCUAUGAUAAUGGGCUAUGCAAGGAAAGGUCAUUGCCGAGAGGCUUUAAAGCUCAUGUAUCGGAUGAGAGCAGAAGGUAUUGAGGUGGAUGAUUAUGUACUCUCCACGGUUAUCACUGCAUGUGGAGAUUUGGAGUGGGACAAUGAAACUUCAUCAGAAUAUUGCUUGCAGUCUAGUUGACAUUUCAGCUCUUAAUGCGGUUUCCAUGGAAACCAAUUGUACAUGAAGUAGUCAUUGGCUCAGGGAUGGGGAUAACUAUACAAUCAUUGGCUCACAAAUAGAUGAUAUAACUGUUAAAGUAACGUUGCCUGGGAGGAAUAGAAAGUCUGCCAGGAAGGUUGAUUGACCUGA